GGAAGAUCGUUUUUUUUUUCUCUCUUAAAUAUUGUUGUACCUUGUUGUGCAAACGAGUUGCUCUUUAUUUGAUUCUUCAUUUGUCAUUGUUCAUCAAUCUGUUAAAAUAAAAGUUAUUUUCACCAUGUCUCUCGACUGUGACGAUGAACUGGAAUAUAAAUUACUCACCAGAGAUAAGGUAGAGGAUACUUUGGCUAUACAGGCGGAGACUAUGAAACAGGAAAACCUGGCUAUAGGUUUGGGGAUGUUCGAAGAGGAUGGAGCUCCAGAAGAAAUGAAUCUGCUCUUCAAGGAAGUUAUCAAAGAUGGAAUGACGUUGAUUGCUGUUGACAAGAAGACUGAUGAAGUGGCAGCAGUGGCGUUUAACAAGCUUCACGCGAAACCGAGGAAGGAUGAGAAGAACGAGCUGGAUACGUUCAUAGAGGAGAAUUUGAAGCAUCAGACGUGUAGAAAAUUGAUCAAGUUUCUCGAUGACAUUGACAAUGUGGAUAUUUUUGAGAGGUACAAUACGAACGGAGCGAUGGAGGUGUUCUAUCUUGGCACCAAUCCACGGUACCAAGGUCGUGGGAUCGGCCGUCAAAUGAUGCAGAGGUGUAUCGAGUUCGGUCGAGGGCUACUUAAUGGCACAAGGAGAAGAACAUCGAUCGACGGGAUUAUUCUGGAGCAGAGCGUUACUCCAAAGAUAAUAUUCGGUGUGUUCGCCUCGAAUUACAGCCAACGAAUCGCAGAUAAAUUGGGAUUCGACGUUUUGCAGGAAGUUCGUUACGAUGAUUAUGUGUCCAAUGGUAGAAAAAUGUCCGAGAGGAUAGGAAGCGUUCAUAAAACGGCCAGGUUACAGAUUCUAAAACUGUAAGAGACAUUUUUAUAAAGUAUUAAAAUGAGUGGAUAAAUUACAGUAGUGCAUUUUUAUAUUUUAUAAAAGUCGUAUGGGAAUUGUAAUAUUGAAUGAAAAUGAGAAAUAAAUAAUAUACUUAUUUCUGAAACGUGUCUCAUGAAAAUAAAAAAAAAAAAAUUUUUUUAAAU
Messenger RNA from Apis laboriosa (Himalayan honeybee), 1023 nucleotides. RefSeq lists its product as uncharacterized. The transcript has 4 exons. Gene Ontology annotation, molecular function: N-acetyltransferase activity. NCBI's taxonomy places the organism in Eukaryota, Metazoa, Arthropoda, Insecta, Hymenoptera, Apidae. The coding region runs from base 125 to 853 and encodes 242 amino acids. The record is from RefSeq and is a predicted model, not a curated record.